AUGUUGGCUACUCCUUCGUCUCACUGUAGCACAGUCUCUACUCUUUCUCUCAGACCAGAUGAAGCGGAGAUCCGUAGACCCUCAGAGCUCGAGAUGUUAUCAUCCGCCAUUUUCAUAUCAAUGCUAUAUUGGUUCGAUAAGGAUGCGAAUCAUAGGAAGGAAAGUUGUGUUUGUACUGUGAAGCUCUUGAAACAUAAGACGAUAUGUGCUUAUGCGGAGUGUGUGUCUGUUUGUUUUUCACCAAGGGCGACCUUAAGGAAGUGUGCAAGGAGGUUGCCAAGUACAAGGUACCAAGGGUCAACUUCCUCUAAUGAAAGAAAGAGAUCUCACACUCACAAGACUACAUUGAGCAAUUUGAGAUCAAUUGUGAAAGAUUUGGAUGCAAAGGUGAAUCAUAUGUUACCGACUGCUACACCUACAUCUUCAACUGCGUCAGCAAAUGCAAAUGAACAUGCUCGUUCACGGAGCACAGUUCGCCUCAUCCACAUGGACUGUCAAAUAUCACGAGCCACGACCUAG
Messenger RNA from Arabis nemorensis, 519 nucleotides. Lineage: Eukaryota; Viridiplantae; Streptophyta; Magnoliopsida; Brassicales; Brassicaceae. The record is from the annotation of a GenBank genome assembly.